Molecule: messenger RNA, 2237 nt
Organism: Corticium candelabrum
Lineage: Eukaryota; Metazoa; Porifera; Homoscleromorpha; Homosclerophorida; Plakinidae
Product: zinc finger protein ZIC 4-like
Exons: 1
Coding region: 818-1969 (383 amino acids)
Biological process (GO): regulation of transcription by RNA polymerase II
Cellular component (GO): nucleus
Molecular function (GO): DNA-binding transcription factor activity, RNA polymerase II-specific; RNA polymerase II cis-regulatory region sequence-specific DNA binding
Source: RefSeq, a predicted model, not a curated record
UCCGGUGCAGAAAAGCUAAAGCGGUGUAGCAUCCUUUCCGAAAAUAAAUGAAACAUAAACGUUUACAUGUGUGAACACCAGCAGUGUUUAUGGAGAGAUGAUAGACAAACUGAGAGCACCUGGAAACGUCGCUCCAGGAGACGCAUCUUCUAAUCAUUUCGCCAAUUACCGGCCAAUUAGCUCACGAUAGCCACUGGUGUAGGCAGGAAAACAGAUUUCCUCGAGUCUCCUACGAAGAGACGAUCAUCGUCGUGUCCGAGAUGAGAAGAAGCUGCACGGAGACGGCACAGUCGAGAAGCAUGCGUGCAGUGUUUCCUUCCGCCGACGCUGCGUAACUCGAUCCAACCGCACAGGACGUUUGCACUCGCUAAAUACAUUUCAUCUCAGCUGUUCGAUCACCCUUUCCAACACUCUCUUUGAACGACAGCCGCUUGUGUGAGCCGUGACGUCAAGCGAGCCGUGGCAGCGGGAAGGAUGGAUACCCACGGGUGAGACAGAGGUGAAAGUUGUAUUGUUGAACGCGCGGCUCGUGUCUCGGCGGGAGGCUCGCCAGGGUGCCAGAUUGCGAGAUAAAGUAUUCGAAUGACUUGAAUUGUCUGUUGAUUGGUUACAUUUGCGACCGCGCCUCAGAGGACCAAUCGUGACCUUAGUAAUUCAGCCCCCUGCAAUGUUAUUUCCACAUUUUAGACCUCGUCGUAUUACACCACUUCAUUUCGAGCUCGACGAGUGCAGGUGACGACUUGUCGUUGGCAGUCCUCACAUUUCUCUAGGAGAUCGACUCGUCGUCGCAGCAGGAAAAAAACGAGAAGGUUUCUAGAUGAUGGCAGCAACUCAUCCGAUGGUGGGAGUGCACCCUGCCGCAUCUCUGGGAUCCAUGUUCUAUAUGAACUCGCAGGUGUCGCAUGCAGUCGGUCUGCCCGCUGCGCCUACAUCUGUCGCUUCCAAUUUCUGUGCGUCUCGUCCGUUUGUCGAGUUGCAGUCGUCGUCUCGUGACAUCACGAGCCAUUCUCAGCAGGGGAGCUAUUCGGCACCUAUUUCUCACAGUCAUCUUCCGUUCAAUCUCGCUUCCUCGUGCGACUUCGCUCCGCGCUGCAGAGACGUCAACUACCAUCAUCACGGACAUUUUCAGUCUCUUCCGCAGCAUCCCGUCGUCUCGCAGGGAGAUCAUCGCGAUUUCUACGUUCCGCAGUUGCCGGCGAGUUGGCUGGUUCCGAGUCAUGCCAAUGGAGCCGAUCACGCCGGGUUCCCGCUGCGUCCCGAACCGAUCUCGUAUACUACCGCCCCUGACGUCAAUCCUCACAUGGCAAACCACGUGUGCAUGUGGGUGGAGCCAGAAAUGCAUCCAAGACAGUGCGGACGACGAAUUUCUACGAUUCACGAACUCGUCUCGCAUAUUUCCGUCGAUCAUAUUGGCUGUCCCGAUUCGACCAACUAUGCGUGUCACUGGCAAGAUUGUCCGCGGGAGGGGAAGCCAUUCAAAGCCAAAUACAAACUGGUCAACCAUAUCCGUGUUCACACAGGAGAGAAGCCAUUUCCGUGUCUAUUUCCAGGCUGCGGGAAGUUGUUUGCAAGAUCAGAAAAUCUCAAGAUCCAUAAACGCACCCACACCGGUGAAAGACCGUUUGUUUGCACGUGGCCUGAAUGCGGUCGCAGAUUUGCCAAUUCGAGUGACAGGAAAAAGCACUCACAUGUGCACACUUCAGACAAACCGUACAAAUGCAAGGUGGAAAAUUGCGACAAAAGUUACACUCAUCCCAGCUCUCUCAGGAAACACAUGAAAGUCCAUGGCAAAGCAACUAUCCCCAUGGCGACGGAAUUUAUGCACCACGCGUCUGGACUGACUGUCUCUGAUGCAGGGAAGUUCUCCGAAUGGUGCAAAUAUGGAUAUCUUACGCCUCCAAACAGUACCAAAUCUCCUUGCUCACCUGGAAACCGUAGUCUGCAUACAUUCAACUAUAGUCCUGCUUAGACUCAUACAGACCCCACUAGCUUGACAGUUCUACAGAUUGAUAGUGUUUUAUGAACAGUUUUUAUUGAACAGCUAACAGUUUGAGAGUUUUAUGGUAAUUUAUUAAUUACGGAUUGUUGCCACAAACCUUGAUAUGUUCUAUUGCUGAGUAGUACUAGCUGAGAUCAGAAUUGUAGUUACUGUAUAUCAAAAUGAUUGCCAUGGCAGGAAGAAUGUAAAUAUAUUGUAGGAAGCUAAUUAACCAAACAAUAUAUUAAUAGACAAAUCA